AUGAACCACAGUAAAGCCUCAACAUCAUUAAUGAUGGCAGCAUCUGCGGAUGGUGUACUUCUCCCUUGUUAUGUGGUGUACAAAGCAAAACAUUUGUACGAAUCUUGGAUUGAGCAGGGGCCAAAGGGGUGUCGAUACAAUUGUACCUCGUCUGGAUGGUUUGACAGUAACACUUUUGAGGAUUGGGUUCGUACCAUCGCAUUAUCAUAUUUUAAUGGCAAAGACGGAAAGAAGAUUCUCAUUGGAGAUAAUCUUUCAUCCCAUUUAUCUUUGGAUUUGAUACGAGAAUGCAAAGAAAAAAACGUGCAUUUCAUUUUCCUUCCUCCAAAUUCAACACACUUGACGCAGCCUCUAGAUGUUGCAUUCUUUAGACCCACCAAAGGAGCCUGGAGAGAUAUUUUAUUUUUGUGGAAAAAAACUGAAGGCCGAACUUUGCCGUCCAUUCCCAAAAGUGUUUUUCCCAGUCUACUGAAAAAAUUGAUCGGUCGCAUAGAAGGUCAAGCUAGGUCUAAUAUAUUGGCAGGGUUUAUGAAAACUGGCAUAAGUCCAUUAAAUAUAAAAAAAGUUCUCGAAAGAUUACCAGGAAAUAUUGUUCGUGAUGAGGAAAACUUCCGUAAAGAUGCUAUUGAUGACACAGUUAUUGCCAUGUUAAAAGAAAUGCGAUAUGGCAAUAAUAAUAACAAAUUGUCUUAUAGAGGAAAAAAAUUGAAGUAA
Messenger RNA from Parnassius apollo (apollo), 714 nucleotides. The record is from the annotation of a GenBank genome assembly. NCBI's taxonomy places the organism in Eukaryota, Metazoa, Arthropoda, Insecta, Lepidoptera, Papilionidae.